AUGCGUGGUUGUGGUAUGUGGAGAUUGUGUAGGUUAGCGAAGAGUUUGUGCGCUUUAGUAGGAUGUGUGAGUGUCGCUUUUUUGAUUCUUCAAAUCUGGAUCACUUGGCGCUCUCCUACUACAGUGCAGGUCACAACACUAUUGAAAACGGCUUCAAUCGAUGCGUACAACACUGCUAGUAACAAUCAAUUAUUAGUCUCACAUCACGAGAAGCUAGAGAACACUGCCUUGUUGAGGAGACUGAGAGAGCUUGAACACAAGAGACUCUCAGGAUACAGUAGAGUUGCCAAAACAGUGGUGUUUUAUGGAUCUUUAUCAAUAAUAGAACAAGAGGCUGCUGUAUAUCAGCAAGCAUUUAUAAGUCAACAUUUUGAUGUCCAACAUCCCAAAGGGUUAGAUGGAGAAGUUGAUGAAUUUGUUGGCAGAAAUUCAUUUGCCUUCAGAGAAAGUCAAGAUGUCGUCAAGCUGCGUGAUGAAGCGCUGCUUGGGUUGUGUCAGAAGCAGCAGGAACAGUCGUGGCUUACCAUACGCAGUCGACGAAAGAACUCGAGACGAUGGACGCUCUGGAAUUCAACAUUGUCAGAUGAUCAACUUCCACUGACUCUCUACAGUCUUGAUGACCUGAAGGAACUGGGAAGAGAAAUACAAAAAGAGCUGGGCAGCGAUGCGGUUCACGGUAACAGCUCGUCUGACACAGCGCUUCCAACUGUGUUUGAACUGCACGUGUUUCUGCUGCUUUUGGCACAACCCAAGCUGGUGCUUCAUUGUGCUGUUUGA
Molecule: messenger RNA, 777 nt
Organism: Corticium candelabrum
Lineage: Eukaryota; Metazoa; Porifera; Homoscleromorpha; Homosclerophorida; Plakinidae
Exons: 5
Coding region: 1-777 (258 amino acids)
Source: RefSeq, a predicted model, not a curated record